This is a messenger RNA of Mus pahari (shrew mouse), 4163 nucleotides long. It is a transcript of the gene Gk5, whose product is annotated as glycerol kinase 5. Gene Ontology annotation, molecular function: glycerol kinase activity. The coding region runs from base 77 to 1681 and encodes 534 amino acids. Gene Ontology annotation, biological process: glycerol metabolic process; glycerol-3-phosphate biosynthetic process; triglyceride metabolic process. The record is from RefSeq and is a predicted model, not a curated record. NCBI's taxonomy places the organism in Eukaryota, Metazoa, Chordata, Mammalia, Rodentia, Muridae. The transcript is spliced from 16 exons. Gene Ontology annotation, cellular component: mitochondrion.
GAGCGCUCCGCCCGGGGUCUGGCGUUUAUAGCUCCGCGCUGGCCGGCCCGUGGCGGCUGCGGUGUUCGGGGUCGCGAUGUCAGGGCAGCAGGACCGGGCAGAGCAGCGGCGAGAAGAGCCGAGCGCGCCGGCCUCGCCGCCCUCCCGCUUCGUGCUGGGGCUGGACGUGGGUAGCACGGUGAUCCGCUGCCACGUCUAUGACCAGACGGCGCGAGUGCGGGGCUCCAGCGCGCAGAAGGUAGAAAAUGUUUACCCUCAACCUGGCUGGGUUGAAAUCGAUCCUGAAUCUCUCUGGGCUCAGUUUGUUGCCGUAAUAAAAGAUGCUGUCAAAGCUGCGGGGGUGCAGAUGAAUCAAAUUGUCGGUCUUGGCAUAUCAACGCAGAGAGCCACUUUCAUUACAUGGAACAAGACAACAGGCCAUCAUUUUCACAACUUCAUUAGUUGGCAAGACCUAAGGGCAGCUGAACUUGUAAAGUCCUGGAAUAAUUCUCUCAUAAUGAAGCUGUUGCAUGGGGCCACCCGAGUCCUUCAUCUCUUCAGUAGAAGUAAAGUCAUGUUAACAGUGAGCCGCUUCAGUUUCAGCACCCAGCAUGUCACCUUAAGGUUGGCCUGGAUUUUACAAAACCUGUCUGAGGUGAAAAGGGCAGUUGAAGAAGACAAUUGUUGCUUUGGGACGAUUGAUACCUGGCUGUUACACAAGCUCACCAAAGGUUCUUCCUACGCCACGGAUUAUUCAAAUGCCAGCACCACUGGAUUUUUUGAUCCCUAUGCGAUGCGCUGGAGCAGGCUCAUAACCACCAUGGUCUCCAUCCCACUGUCUAUCCUACCUCCUGUGAAGGACACCAGCUAUAAUUUUGGAUCAGUGGAUGAGGAGAUAUUUGGCGUGCCUAUACCAGUUGUUGCCUUGGUCGGUGACCAGCAGUCGGCCAUGUUUGGAGAGUGCUGCUUCGAGAUGGGAGAUGUGAAGCUAACCAUGGGAACUGGAACAUUUUUGGAUAUCAAUACUGGAAAAAACCUUCAGCAUGUUAAUGGAGGCUUUUAUCCACUAAUUGGAUGGAAGAUUGGGCAAGAACUUGUAUGUUUAGCUGAAGGCAAUGCAGGAGACACGGGCACCGCCAUAAUAUGGGCUCAAAAAUUAGAUCUCUUCACAGAAGCUGCUGAGACUGAAAAAAUGGCCCUGAGCCUGGAGGAUUCUGAAGGGGUUUACUUUGUUCCGUCUUUCAGUGGAUUACAGGCUCCAUUAAAUGACCCCUGCGCCUGUGCCUCUUUUAUGGGUUUGAAGCAUUCCACUAAUAAAUACCAUCUCGUCCGAGCAAUAUUGGAGUCAAUAGCUUUCAGGAACAAACAGUUAUAUGACAUGCUGCAGAGAGAAAUCCAGAUUCCCAUCACGAAUAUCCGGGCAGAUGGAGGCGUGUGCAACAAUGCUUUCGUCAUGCAGAUGACUUCAGACCUGAUUAAUGAGAAGAUAGACAGACCUGCUCACUUUGACAUGUCCUGCUUGGGUGCAGCCUCUCUGGCUGGCCUUGCUGUUGGAUUUUGGGCAGACAAGGAAGAGCUACAGAAGCUGAGGCAAAGUGAGAUGGUUUUCAAGCCUCAGAAGAAGUGGCAAGAAUAUGAGGUGAAUAUGGAAAACUGGGUAAAAGCAGUGAAGCGCUCUAUGAAUUGGUAUAACAAGACAUAGCCCCGAGGAGCCAUGGAAAACCUGCAGGCUCAGGGUCAGGAUGUGCUGAUGAUGGGAGCCGUACAGGGAUCACUGUGUGACCAUAGCCGAAGAGGAGAAGAUUCGAAACGAGCCUCCCAGACUGAGAGAAGAAGCCAGGCUCUUUAAAACAAAACAGAACAAAACAAAACAACCUCACAUACAAAAAAGUACUUCUUAUUUUUUAAACCCAAAUCAUAGUGAAACUUUUAGGCAGCAAGACCUCAAAAUUGUGUCUGCUUUCUUCUGGCGAUUUCCAAAGGACAUUGUCCACUCCCAGCUGCAUUUCAGAUACUUGUGAGUCCUCUUUUUUUAUACAGGGUCAAUGGCACAUACAUCAUAGUCGUCAUUUACCCUAAUGAUUCCGGGUCACAUUUUGUUAAAAAUGAUGAAAUGUUUUCUUAAAUUUAAAAUCAAGAGGGCUCUUUGAAACCUACGUAGCUAAAAUGGAGAGGUUGUUGAGAAACCGUUUUAUAUAUAAAGCCAUAGUUGUUACACGUCAUAUCCUCGGGUAAGCUCUGAUGGCACUCCUCAAUGACCUCAUUAGUCAGCGCAUUCCUCUGUCAUGCAUAAAGACGCUGCCUUAAUUCUUCUGCACAGCCAAACUCUGAGCUGUUUGGUUGUUCCCGUUGAGGUACAGUGUCACCACACAGCCCAGGCUGGCUUGAAACAUGACCUCCUUCCUCCUCUCUCAGAUUCUAGGAUUAUAGGCAGGCACCGUCAUGCCUAGGUGGGCACUCGGCAUACAUUGAGGAACGCAUCUUAGUGGACUGAAAAGGAUAUUGAGGCUAGGCAUGGUGGCAAAUAUGGGGACUUUCGAGGCUGAGGCCAGGGGAGCGUGAGCUUGAAGCCUGUCCAGAUGAUACAGUGAAGUCCAGGCAAUCUGGUGAUGCAGUGAGGCCUUGUCUUUGAAAAUAUCUUGUUUGUUUGAGAGAAGAUCCUGCUGCCUAACCCAUGCCAAUUUCUAACUCUUAAGCCCCCUACUUUAGUCUCCAGAGUUGUGUGUAACAUUCUAUUUUUAUAAAAUGUAAGCAGUUAAUGUAAAUCUUUCUUCCUGGUUCUUUAUCUUUCUUGACUCGUUGAAAUGCUUGCAUAAAUGUCCCCUUUUUAAAAAGUGCCUACUUACUUGACAGAGUUUAAUUAUUGUUAGUUUUGUUUGUUUGUUUUGGCAACCGAGUCUCAUUAUGUAGCUCAGACGAGCCUAAAACUCCAGCUCCUCUUGACUUGGUCUCCUGAGGUGUCAGGAUUGUUGGAACUUUCUCUGACAUCACAGCUUACGUUGAAGCACCCCAGCUUAUCUGUAACUUAAGAAUUGCCUUCCUGGGUGACUUGAUGUGACUUUUGGUGUUUGUCUUGCUCACCUCUGAGAGAUAGCAGAGGCUGGCAGAUCAGGUGAUGGAAUGUGUCUUGGUGAUGAAAGCGGUAAACCAGUCAGCCACUAAUCAGCAGUCCCCUGUUAGGAAACUUCGUGGCUGGAAGCAGGUCAAGGAGUCAGUAGAGAGAAGCCUCAGACUGGGUAUAAAAUUGUCCUGGGGCAGUUGACAAUGCUCCAGCCUCUUUUACUAAACUCUGUUGCCCCUCCCUCCAUGGAGAUUUGGAUUUUCUUGAGGUACAUGAACUUGCUCCCAUCUUGGUCCAUAUCACAUAAAAGUGCUACUGUUCUAGACCUAUCUACUACAUAAUUGCCUCACUAAAGGAGCAACUGUUAAGAGGGAAUGUCAUAUUCCUGUCAUAUGUCCAUCUGGGAGUCAGUUAUUCUAGAAUAACAGGUACAUUGUGUUUUUUGCAAAUUAUUUUCUUGGGCUCCCAGUGUCUUCAAUUGUUAAAAACAUGUUUCUUAAUGGAAACAUUAUAGCAAACACGUAGCUUGUUAAUUCCAUUAGCCUUUGGAGACAAGCCAACAAGAUGUCUCAGCAGGUAAAAGCACUUGACACACAGGCUUGCCAGCCUGAGUUCAGUCCCCAGAAGGAACGAAGAGGGAGAGAACUGACUGCAGAGUUUUCUUGCGACUCCCACAUGUGAAUGGCACUGUGCACGCUUCCUCCAUGAUAAUACAAAGUCUAAAAGGUUUGGAAAUAUUUUUCUUAGAGGUGUGUUUGUUUAUGCAGCAAAUCAGAUCUUAGGUAGAAAAUAUCUUUUUCUUUCUCUUCUACAACAUUGUUGCAGGUUCCCCAUCAAUCUUGUGGAAGCCACUUUAGGUGUAGAUUUUUACAGGUUCUGCUGAUAGGUCUGGCUUCCGAAGAAGUCAGUCUGUCCCUUUGUAUCAGGAGAGACUAAACUGUGAUGUUAACUAUGAAAGGUCUGCUUGCUGUUCCUUCCCUACACUCUUCCUGAUUGACAGCUGUGGUGUCAGUACCCUUCAGAUACUGUGAAAAACAACUGAUGUGUCAUGUGGAUUGAAACAUCAUGGACUUUUUUUCUUCUGUGGCUCUGGAUGCUCAUUUUUUGCUUUUUGGCAUUUCUG